UAUCGUCCUUGACCUUUAAAGGUAAACAUCCACCCCUCCCGCUGUCUCGUGUUUAUGAAUUAUUUCUGUGAUGGAUGCAGAUGGACUUCCCAUAGUUGGCCCUGGUGUAGAUUACACUAAGGUAGAUGCUAUACAACAAAAGAGAAGCAUAGCUUUUAUCAAUCAUUUUAUUACUCAUACAGCUAGAUUUUUAAACAGAUUUUCAUGUGUUUGUGAGGAAAAACUUGAAAAUUUAUCCACCAAAAUUCAGCGUUUAGAAAUAUCUCUUAGUAUUUUAGAAGCUAAAUUGUCAUCUAUACCAGGAUUAGAGAAUGUAACAGUAGAAAGUAGUAGUUCCAGUACAUCAGUUGCCACCAAUGGUCCAGGAUCUUCAGAAGCUUCAGCAACUUCUCAAAAUACUCAGGCUGUGAAUAAUGAACCGUCAGAUACAGCCACUCCUGCCGCAGCUCAGGCUCCGCCACCUGAAGAAGUUAAACCACAGCAAACUGUGUCUCAAGAUCCUAGAUAUGCCAGAUUCUUCAAAAUGUUACAAGUUGGAGUACCUGCUCAAGCUGUGAAAUUGAAAAUGUCAGCAGAAGGCUUAAAUCCUGAUUUAUUAGAUACACCGGAUGCAGCAAUAACAGAUGGUGGUGGAGGGGGUGGUGCUACCAACAACAAAGAUGACAGCGAUGAUGAUUUUAGUGAUGACAAUAACUCAGAUUCUGAUAGUGUUAGCAGCUUCAGUGAUUAAAAUUUCAUAUUUUUCUUGGCUUUUUUUUAACAAUUCUACAAGAUUAUUUGCGACAUUAAUUCCUUUCACAGGAAGGACAACAUUUUUAUCAUUCAAGUUUUUCCAUGUGCCCCAUAUUAAAGAUGGUAGUAUAGUUUUUAUUCCAUAAAGCAUAAUAUGUUGUAUGUAUGUAAAGGGAUUUCUGGUAUUUGAAAGCCUUACUGCGAAAACGAAAACUUUGAAUAAAUGAGGUCGUGAAGGAAGAUCCACUUUUUAAUGAAAUUCUUGUGAAGUGAGCACGAUCUUUGACAAGAAUGUCUUGUUAAAAGGGUUAAAACUAUGAUCUUGUUGUAAAUAAAUACAUGAAUAACAGUAUAUGAUAUUCACGCAGGCAAUAUAAUAACAACAUCUAUAAUAACAGUUGACCCUUUCAGCUGCCAUAUUAUUCAUUAUUACAAUCCAUAUUUCAUAGAGGUUGGUACAUGUAUGUAUGUAGGAAAGAAUGUGAAGUUAUUUGUAAAACAGGAAUAUUAGUGUCUAUACUGCAAAUUUAGAUAAUGACUUUACUAUUCUUAAAAUGGACAUGUUUGUGCUUUAUUCAUAAUUCAAAUGUAUUAGAAACAACACAUGUACAAUGACAUAUUAAAGUUUUGUGAUGAAGAAUGAAUUAAUAUUAAAUAUUUUCUUGUAAAUAUUGAUUAAUAAUGAAAUAUGGUAAAUACUUAUUUCACAUUCAAAUUACAUGUAAAGUAUCAUUGUUUUAUGUGAAACCAUGAAAAAUACAUAAGCUAACAUCUCUAUAUUAACUGUACACAUAUAUUGCAUGUAUUGUAAUAAACACUGUUAAAUGUAGCCUAUAUUUAAACUACUCAAAUAGUGAUAUUGGGUUGGCUAGAAUGGAUAAGGAUAUCCUGUCUUGUGCAAAAUACCUGCCACUACUUCGAACAAAAUAAGAUAAAACAAUGCCAGAAGUAUAACAUAUUGUUUUAAAACAUAUGUUAUCAUAAUUAUAUUUAUAAUAAGUUGUUAUUUUGUAUAUUUUGUUAUGAUAUUGAUCAAAAGUAUUAAAGAUAUAUUAUUUUAAA
This is a messenger RNA of Patella vulgata (common limpet), 1794 nucleotides long. RefSeq names its product WASH complex subunit 3. The transcript is spliced from 6 exons. NCBI's taxonomy places the organism in Eukaryota, Metazoa, Mollusca, Gastropoda, Patellidae. Bases 71 to 730 code for a protein of 219 amino acids. The record is from RefSeq and is a predicted model, not a curated record. Gene Ontology annotation, cellular component: WASH complex. Gene Ontology annotation, biological process: actin filament polymerization; exocytosis.